AGUCCCCCUCCCACCCGGACCCAAGAACUAUCUCUGCCAACUGUGGACGGCGCAGAUACCAGCACUUCAGCUUUCCCGCAAGCGGUGCGGGUGGACUGGAGGGUCGCGGAGCCCCAGGUUGCGGGCCGCUGCCCUGACAGGAACCGAGGUGGUCUCUGGAGCGCCGUGGCCCUUCCUUCCUCCCUCUCCUGGAGCGUGGGCAUCUGCUCCUUUGGGAGGAGGGCAGGAGGACCCUGGCAUGCAGAUCCUUCCCGCUCAGCCACGCACAGAGGGCGAGCAGCCGACGGACACAGCCGCGCCAUGGCCUCGGCCGCCUCCGUGACCAGCCUGGCGGACGAGGUCAACUGCCCCAUCUGCCAGGGCACCCUGAGGGAGCCGGUCACCAUCGACUGCGGCCACAACUUCUGCCGCGGCUGCCUCACCCGCUACUGCGAGGUCCCAGGCCCGGAGCCCGAGGAGGCCCUGGCCUGCCCGCUCUGCAAGGAGCCUUUCCGCGCCGGCAGCUUCCGGCCCAACUGGCAGCUGGCCAGCGUGGUGGAGAACAUCGAGCGCCUCAGGCUGGUGUCCACGCCGGGCUCGGACGAGGCGGACAUGUGCCGGGAGCACGGGGAGAAGAUCUACUUCUUCUGCGAGGACGACGAGGCGCAGUUGUGUGCGCUGUGCCGCGAGGCCGGGGAGCACCGGGCCCACACCGUGCGCUUCCUGGACGCGGCGGCGGAGCCCUACAGGGAGCAAAUACAGAAGUGUCUUGAGUGUCUAAGAAAAGAGAGAGAAGAGAUUCAAAGAAUCCAGUCGAGAGAAAACCAAAGAAUACAAGUCCUCCUGUGUCAGGUAGCCACCAAGAGACAGAAGGUGAUCUUCGAGUUUGCGCAUCUGAGCCAGUUCCUGGAGGAGCAGCAGAGCGUCCUCCUGGCCCAGCUGGAGAAGCUGGAUGGGGACAUCCUGAAGCAACGGGAAGCGUUUGACGUCCUGGUCGGCGAGGAGAUCUGCCGUUUCAGCAGCCUGAUCUCCGAGCUGGAGGAGAAGCACGGGAGGCCGGCGCGGGGGCUCCUGACGGACAUCAGAAGUACUCUGAUAAGAUGUGAAACCAGAAAGUGCCGGAAACCAGAGGCUGUGUCCCCUGAGCUGGGCCAGAGGAUUCGGGACUUCCCCCAGCAGGCCGUCCCACUGCAGCGGGAGAUGAAGAUGUUUCUGGAGAAGCUGUGGUUCGAGCUGGACUACGAGCCAGCCGACAUCUGUCUGGACCCGCAGACCUCCCACCCCAAGCUCCUUUUGUCUGAGGACCAGCGGAAAGCCCAGUUCUCCUACAAGUGGCAGAACUCGCCCGACAGCCCGGAGCGUUUUGACCGGGCCACCUGCGUCCUGGCCCAUUGCGGCUUCACAGACGGCAGACACACGUGGCUGGUGACGGUGGACCUGGCCCACGGCGGCAGCUGCACGGUGGGCGUGGUGAGCGAGGACGUGUCACGGAAGGGGGAGCUGCGGCUGCGGCCGGAGGAGGGCGUGUGGGCUGUGCGGCUGGCCUGGGGCUUCGUGUCGGCGCUGGGCUCCUUCCCCACACGGCUGGCGUUGCGGGAGUCUCCGCGGCAGGUGCGCGUGUCCCUGGACUAUGAGGUGGGCUGGGUGACCUUCGUCAAUGCCGUCAGCCAGGAGCCCAUCUACACCUUCACGGCCUCCUUCACCCGGAAGGUCUUUCCCUUCUUUGGGCUCUGGGGCCGAGGGUCUAGCUUCUCCGUGAGUUCCUGAGAGGGCCAGUCCCCCUCCUGCCAGGACGGGGCUCACCAGAGGCCUGCACGGACUCGACUCUUGCGGGCUCGCCCGGGGGCAGACCAAGGACUUGCAAGGACGUGGUGGGGUGACCUUCCAUGUGCUGAUUAAGCCAUUUCCCUGACACCCGGUGCAUGGCUGGGGCUCCAGGGACGCGGCCCAGCGGUGCCCAGUGGACACAGGAGACCCGGGCCUGGAGCAAUUGUGUGAUCUUAGACAAGGCACCUGUCCUCAUGACUUCUUCCUCCAGAAAGACGAGGGUUCACAGACGUGUAGCUUCGAGGAACGUUUCUCAUGGGCUGACCGUGAACCAGGCAGGCUGGUAGUCACGGGCCGCAUGAAAACGAACAGAAACUAACUGGAGGAACUCACGGAGCAGACAGAGGCAGGAGGAGGACAUUGCAGGGGGGCGACAGGUGCUGGGCAGGGGCUAUCCUGGGUGUGGGGGCUCAGCGGGAGGGGCCCAGUCCAGCCGGGAGGGCUUCCUGGGAAGGACAGCCAUAGGAGACGUGUGUGCCAGGUGAGGGUAGGAGGGUUGGCAGAGACCCCGCUGGCUGACCCCGUGGCCCUUGGGACACUGGGCCGUCCUCCGCGGGAGACCCUGACACGGCCCGAGUCCUCCCUCCCGUGGGGGCACGUCCGGCUGAGACGGGAGGCCUGGCGUGCAGCAUGAGCCAGGGGCCACACUGCGCUGCAGAGAGCCCCGUUCCUGCUGCGGUAACCACCCUCUGAGCUCGAGCCAGUGGUGGGAAGGGAUGAGGCGCAGGGAGCUCCGCUGCAGGGGCGGGGGCGGCGUCUGAGGGUGGGGGUGGGGAAGAGCCGGGCCUGCAGAAGGCAGGCGAGAUGUCUGGGAGAGCCAGGCCGAGAUGUCUGGGAGAGCCAGGCCGCGGGGCCGGGGACAAGCCUGGGACUGGCAGACUGAGGUCGGCCGCCACAGGCCGGAGCGUGAGGUCGCGUGUGCAAUAAAACUGUGGUCCUCACACGGCCUGCGUCCCGGGUGUUGUCUUCUCUUGUCUCAGCGACCGCCCGCUCACCACCGCUUCCGUAUUCGAUGUCUGCUCUGCUUGGACACAACUGAACUGUGCAGCCCUCUCCCCGCUGACGCCCCUGCUGGCAGACACCAGGGCCCGGGGAGAACCGGCGACCAGGGGCUGCAGGGGCGGCUCGCUCCCUCUGGGCACGUUCCCAUUAUCUAUAAAUCACACUCACAGGAGACCUCAGUAUUCAUACACAUGUGUGCGUCUGUGUAGGAUGGUUAUGCGCGUACCAAGCCCCCAGCCUGCGUCCCACGGAAGUGGACUGGGUUUCCUGUGUGUCACUGGGGUUAGCGGGGCCUGUUAAACAAUGACCUGCAGGGCCCCCCGUGGGAGGAGACACGCGCUAUGUCCCUUUGCGCUGGUCCCCACAGGACAUGCUCUGUCCUACAGUGAAGUGUGGGGCAUCUGCAGCCGGGAUCGUGACCCUGUCUUGACUCGGAGGCCCGAACCGCUAGGGGGCUCGGCCUCGUGCAGGGCCAGGCGCGUCUGGUGAACAAGCCAACGCAGGCCGCACUCCACACACCUGACUGCGUCCAGAAGGACGACACGUGCUCCUCUCGCUGAGAAACACGACUGCUGGUGAGUGGAGAGGCUCCCGUCCCAUGUGACCUGACCUGACCUGAGGGGGCGUCGUGCAGAGAGAGAGGGUAGACCCCGCCGGACGCGUGACUGGUGGCUGUGUGCUCGGCUCGUCCCAGACCUGCCCUUGGGGUCCCCUCCCUCCCCAGAAGUGCUCACAUCUGAGCCCCACCUCCCGGACCCCAUGGGAGGGGUGCAGCCCUGUCCUGACCUGACCGCCAGGGGUCCCGGCUCGGAUUUUCUCAGCCUACACUGUAGCCGCGCUUUCUUUCACCAAGAACGGAGACUCUCCAGUUAGUUCCAAAGAAAAGGAAAGCUUGUUGUAAGAACAGACGUGGAAAUAAGGAAAAUGGGGUUUUCCUCCGCCAGCCAGGCCUUGUGGGGAGCUAUGGCCAGGGUGCCAAGGGUCAACAGCAGGCGUCAGAGGGAGGGCAUGGAGCUCGCCCGUGCCCUGUGCUGUAUGUUCACCCCUUCACCCCUCCCAACGCCCCGUGAGGUGGGGACGGCAUUAGGAGCCCUGCUGUGUACGUGAGAGAGCAAGACUCGCAGGCCGACACCGGCCCCAAAUCAGCAGCAGCAAAGAGCAGACUCCUCGCACUCGGGUACCCGGGGGUUUGGCUGCAAGCCACGCCCGUGACCGCCAGUGGUGUCAGCGCCCCGGGGCUGGCAGGUCAGGGGCUGGGGCCCCGCACGCAGGCUGCCCGCACAGUUCACGACCUUGCCCAGCAGGACUGAGGGCCUUGACCCCCGUGGGCUGCGGGCUGCUGCCCGUCCGAGGGGCCGCCUGCUGGUCCCCUCCCAGCUCGAGUCCCUCCGCCCAGCACGGCAGUCUGUGAGGAGUCCUGCCAGCCAUGACCACACAGUCACGCCCUUCGCCAUAUCCCAUUCCCAUCACAGUCCUGCUCACGGAAGGGGGGAGCCAGUGCAGGGGCACCGGUGCAGACGUGCGGGCCUCCCAAGCGUCUGGAGCCCCUGUCCUAGUACGAAUCGUGAGAGGUGGGUACGGCCAUCUGCUCACAGGCGAAACGGAGGCCUUGGGCCCUGCCGUGUGCGGGGGCAGCCAUGAGUGUGAGCCUGGCUCAGGAAGGAGGCUGUGACCACCGUGCUCGGGUCAGAGGGUCAGGCAUCAGGUCCCAGCUGCGGGGAUGAGCACAGGGGGUCACGUUCGGGAGAUGGGGGGUGAGGACACACUGGGCCGCCUCGCAGGGAGGGAGAACCAGGAGGAGGAGGCGAGUCUGGGACGAGGUGGCCCGGGAACGAGC
Molecule: messenger RNA, 4645 nt
Organism: Ailuropoda melanoleuca (giant panda)
Lineage: Eukaryota; Metazoa; Chordata; Mammalia; Carnivora; Ursidae
Product: tripartite motif-containing protein 10
Exons: 8
Coding region: 301-1746 (481 amino acids)
Molecular function (GO): zinc ion binding; protein binding
Source: RefSeq, a predicted model, not a curated record